Ceratina calcarata is the source of this 1618-nucleotide messenger RNA. RefSeq lists its product as uncharacterized. The record is from RefSeq and is a predicted model, not a curated record. Bases 658 to 1374 code for a protein of 238 amino acids. NCBI's taxonomy places the organism in Eukaryota, Metazoa, Arthropoda, Insecta, Hymenoptera, Apidae. The transcript has 3 exons. Gene Ontology annotation, molecular function: RNA polymerase II cis-regulatory region sequence-specific DNA binding; DNA-binding transcription factor activity, RNA polymerase II-specific. Gene Ontology annotation, biological process: sex differentiation; regulation of transcription by RNA polymerase II. Gene Ontology annotation, cellular component: nucleus.
AUCUAAAAAAACUGAUGGAAAAUCAUUCAGUUAAAUCUGAAUUGUACGAUUCAAUAAUAUUCUAUAUUAAACUCCACCAAAAAGUUAUAUCAGGAAUUAUUUUCAUAAUUAAAUUCCGACGAUGACGAAUUGAUCCGUCUUACCAAAUAGUUUUUAUCGGUGCAACCGUAUUUCUGGUUCCCGCGAGGAGUCACGCUCGAUGGACGUUCCUCGGUUUUGCGUAGAGCCACUCCCCGCGUCUAUUUGCUUACGCGAAAGACCGAUACGGUCCAGUCACGGUAGGCGUAAUCAAAGAAGUUUUAGUGAGAUCUCUCCCUUUUUCCCGGAUAUGAUACAAGUUAAUGAAGGAGAUCCGGAGACACCCCUUCGAGCAGAGGAAAAGAUAUGUAUAUAACUCAUUCAGCAGUGCACGCUGACUCUUCCGCCCGGGCAGAUUCUUGAAGAAAGUUAACGAAGAAACCGUUUCACCCGAGAUACUAAAACAUCUGCAUCGACGAUCGAUGAGGUGAUCAUUUCACAUUGACAAUUUUGUGCCAAACAUGUGAAUUUUCAUCGGGUUCUUAUUUUCAUCUCCACGUUUGUUCAAUAAUGAAGUUUUUGUAAAAGAAACCGGGGACCGUCGAAUCGUUAAUAAAAUUUCGUGGACGAAGAUUUGAGAUGAAGACCGAAAGUGGUAAUUCGAAUCAAGUGAGUUCUGGGAUUGAGCAACGUUUGCGUAGCCCGAAGUGCGCCAGGUGCAGGAACCACGGUGUGAUUUCCGGUCUGAAGGGACACAAAAGAUCGUGCGCGUGGAAGGAUUGCCGUUGUCCUUGCUGUUUACUGGUAGUCGAGAGGCAAAGGGUGAUGGCAGCGCAGGUUGCGCUCAGAAGACAGCAACAGGCUCAAGGAAAUUUCUUCGGCGAGAACGCGGUUUCCGCUGUGUGUCACACGCCGAUCGACGCACCCGGUUCACCGUAUCUGUUGAAGACCGAGCAACCCGCCGCAUGCCGAAGGGGAAAGAACUUCCCGCGUCAUCAACUGCAUUUCACUCAGACGAGCAUCAGCGUGACGCAGGGAUUCUAUGGAUUGAAGGCGAUACACGGUCUACCCGCAGCAUUUACCGCGGAUGCUCCAUUGUUAAAUGGUUUGUCACAGAAUCAGGAAUAUAAGCAAGAAGCCGAAGGUUCCAAAAAAAUGCAGCCUUUUCCACCUAUGUAUUCCACCAUCCCGUGGUUUGAACAAAUCACGGAACCCCGGAAGAUAAAGAAAAACUUUAACGAUGAUUUUACGUCUGCCGCGAGCGACCACAAUAUUCCCACGACUAACAGCGGAUCCUGUUUGGAAAAGAAAUCAACUAUCUCCUUCAGCGUCGAAUCUAUCAUCGGUACGAAGUGAUACAAAAGAAAUGAUUGCAUUUCAUUAUUGUAAAUAAAGAUCAAUAGUUUGUUAGACCUUAUUAACUUAUGAGGAAUAAACAUAAAACGUGUGAAAGCUUCUCGGGAUUAUUUUCCUACAAAACGACAGCUGGAAGUCUUUUUUUAUGUACCCAGUAAAUAAACUGUGCCUCUCGAAUUAACUUGUUACGUGUAUUUAAAAUACAAUACAGUGUAUUAACAUCGUAAUAUUAUAAUAAACUUAU